Euleptes europaea (tarantolino) is the source of this 1404-nucleotide messenger RNA. RefSeq names its product dual specificity phosphatase 6 (gene DUSP6). Gene Ontology annotation, cellular component: cytoplasm; cytosol. NCBI's taxonomy places the organism in Eukaryota, Metazoa, Chordata, Lepidosauria, Squamata, Sphaerodactylidae. Gene Ontology annotation, biological process: regulation of heart growth; protein dephosphorylation; positive regulation of apoptotic process. Bases 1 to 1155 code for a protein of 384 amino acids. The record is from RefSeq and is a predicted model, not a curated record. Gene Ontology annotation, molecular function: protein tyrosine/threonine phosphatase activity; MAP kinase tyrosine/serine/threonine phosphatase activity. The transcript has 3 exons.
AUGCUCGACACGCUGCGGCCGCCGGCUCCCCCCUUGGCGUCGGGCAUGGCGCUGGGCAAGACGGUGGCGUGGCUCCACGAGCAGCUGGAGCGGGGCGCCGAGCGGCUGCUGCUGGUGGACUGCCGCCCGCCCGAGCUCUACGAGUCGUCGCACAUCGAGUCGGCCGUCAGCGUGGCGCUGCCGGGCCUCCUGCUGCGGCGCCUGCGGAAGGGCAACCUGCCCCUGCGCGCCCUCUUCGCCAGCGGCGAGGAGGAGCGCGAGCGCUUCGCCCGCCGCUGCGGCACCGACACCGUCGUCCUCUACGACGAGAGCAGCGGCGACUGCAACGAGAACGCGGCCGGCGGCUCCGUGCUGGGCCUGCUGCUCCAGCGCCUCCAAGGCGACGGCUGCAGGGCCUUCUACCUGGAAGGUGGUUUCAGCAAGUUCCAGGCAGAGUAUGCCCUUCAUUGUGAGACUAACCUGGAUAGUUCAUGCAGCAGCAGCUCUCCCCCUCUGCCAGUCCUGGGCUUAGGAGGUCUCCGAAUCAGCUCAGAUUCCUCUUCAGACAUUGAAUCCGACAUUGAUCGUGAUCCCAACAGUGCCACGGACUCGGACGGCAGCCCCCUGUCCAACAACCAGCCUUCUUUCCCAGUGGAGAUCCUUCCUUAUCUCUACCUGGGCUGUGCCAAGGAUUCCACUAACUUGGAUGUUUUAGAAGAGUUUGGCAUUAAAUAUAUCUUGAAUGUCACCCCCAACCUGCCUAACCUCUUUGAGAAUGCUGGCGAGUUCAAAUACAAGCAGAUCCCCAUCUCUGACCACUGGAGCCAAAACCUGUCUCAGUUCUUUCCCGAGGCCAUCUCUUUUAUAGAUGAAGCUCGGGGGAAAAAUUGUGGAGUGCUAGUCCACUGCCUGGCAGGGAUCAGCCGCUCAGUCACAGUGACGGUUGCAUAUCUUAUGCAGAAGCUCAACUUGUCCAUGAAUGAUGCCUACGACAUUGUCAAGAUGAAGAAAUCCAACAUCUCCCCCAACUUUAAUUUCAUGGGGCAGCUGCUAGACUUUGAGAGGACUCUGGGGUUGAACAGCCCCUGCGACAACCGCGUGCCCAGCCAGCAACUGUAUUUCACCACUCCUUCCAACCAAAACGUCUUCCAAGUGGACUCCCUGAAGUCCACGUGAACUCCAGACAGUCCCCACCUCUUCCAGGCACGGGUCAUGUGAUUAUUCCUCCAUGCUUCUCUUUGAAAGCAGCAAAGAAGCAGCAGCUUUCUUUUGUGGGCCCUGCUUAUUGAUCAGUGGCCGCCUGUGUGCUUAUAUCAAUAAAAAGGUUACAAUGUUUGGAAUCGGAGGUUGCAAAGAGAGGGAACUUUCUGUGUUCCCUGGGGAAAAGAAAUGUAAAAUAUUGCCUGUAGGUAGGCAGCAGAUUUU